AUGGAGAUCAAAGGAAUUAGAGCCAAUGUUGUUACCUACAACUCCCUCAUUAGUUGCCUUUGUAAUUACGGAAGAUGGGCAGAUGCCUCUCGAUUACUUACUGAUAUGAUCGAGAGGAGAAUCAACCCCAACGUCGUUACUUUCAAUGCUUUGAUCGAUGCGUUUGUGAAAGAAGGGAAACUAUUAGAGGCCAAAAAUUUGUAUGAGGAGAUGAUCCGAAGAUCAUUAGAUCCUGAUGUUAUCACUUACAGUUCAUUGAUCAAUGGGUUUUGUAUGCACGAUCUCCUAGACAAGGCUAAGCAUAUGUUUGAGCUCAUGGUUACAAAGGAUUGCAUCCCAAACGUAGUGACAUAUAAUACUCUUAUAAAUGGAUUUUGCAUGCACGAUCGUCUAAACGAGGCCAAGCAGAUGUUUUCUUUGAUGGUUAGCAAAGAUUGUCUACCAGACGAAGUGACAUGCAGCACUCUUAUAAAGGGAUUUUGCAAGUGCAAAAGGGUAAAGGAUGGUAUGCAACUCUUCCAAGAGAUGUUUCAAAGGGGAUUGGUUGGAGACACAGUCACUUACACCACUCUUAUCCAAGGUUUUUUUCAGGCUGGCGACUGUGAUUCUGCCCAAAUGGUAUUCAAACAGAUGGUUUUUGAUCGUGUGCCUGCCAGUCUUAUGACGUACAACAUCUUAUUAAAUGGGCUUUGUAAUAACGGAAAACUAGAGACAGCAUUGGUCGUAUUCAAGGACAUGCAAAAGAGUGAAAUGGAACUUAAUAUCAUUACAUAUAAUACUAUGAUUGAUGGGAUGUGCAAGGCUGGUAGGGUGGGAGAAGCGUGGGAUUUAUUUUGUAGCCUCACCCUUAAAGGAUUGAAGCUUAAUGUUGUAACCUACACAACAAUGAUCUCCGGAUUUUGUAGGAAAAGCUUAAUGCAAGAAGCGGAUGCCUUGUUCAGAAAAAUGAAAGAAGAUGGGAUUCUCCCAAAUUGUGCUACCUAUAAUACGCUGAUUAGGGGGCACCUUAGAGAUGGUGACAAAGCUGCAUCAGCAGAACUUAUCAAAGAAAUGAGGAGUUGCGGGUUUGUUGGAGAUGCUUCAACCUUUGGCUUGGUCACAAAUAUGUUACAUGAUGGGAGAUUAGACAAAAGCUUCCUCGAUAUGCUUUCCUAA
Messenger RNA from Camelina sativa (false flax), 1155 nucleotides. Lineage: Eukaryota; Viridiplantae; Streptophyta; Magnoliopsida; Brassicales; Brassicaceae. The record is from RefSeq and is a predicted model, not a curated record.